GCACGAUUUUAGAACAACGGAAAACUCUAAAAUCCAGUAUCGCUAUAUUAUUCCCGUUUAUUAAAAAAAAGGGAAUAGAUGCGUGGUACGCAUGCGUAUAUAUUUUCCAAGGCGAACAACUAGGAAGUGAAGUUGUAAUUUAUGUAGCUUCAAAUAUUUGCGAAUAAAUUCAUUUAAACAAAAUGCAGUUGUUAAGAAAUAACAGUGAUUUUUUACGUACUUUAAGUUUUUGGUCGGUGCAAUUUGUUUCCAUCAUUGCGAUCGUCAAAAACGCAGAAGGGGCUUACGGAAACGUCGUAUCAUUACCCGGAGAGUGCCGUGACGUUAACGGUAAAAAGGUAGAACAAGAUGCUCAUUAUGUGCCGCCUGGUUCAGAUGCCUGUCGCUUAUGUUUAUGUGAUAAUGGACAUCCAAAGGCAUGCAAAGCAGUUCUUUGCACACCUCCCCACAACUGUAAAUCGUUCCAGAUUGGGAGUUCUUGUUGCGAAUUCAUUUGUCUAGAUGACACACUAAAUAAUAGUCAGGAUAAAAGUUACGAUUUUGGCAUGUGACUGGUCGCUAGCGGAGUAACCGCUACUCUUUCAUUGGCUUUGCUUUUCUUCCUAAUCAACCGAUUACGUCAAAGAAAAACACAUGUACGAGAAGUGCGACAAGCUAUUGAUGACCAAAGACACAUGGGAAGUAUUGGCUACAUCGGCGGUAAUAUUGGAUACAUAGGACCGAAUUCUCUCAAUAUGGACUACUCAUACGAGCAUGGGCCGGCAAACUAUCAACUUUGGAAACCACCAGGUAACUAUUUCGUUAGAGGAGAGGCCCCUCCGCCUUACGAAGAAGCAAUUGCCCUGGCUCAAGCAGAAUCAUUAAACACCUGCACUGUGAGUGUGGCUACUUCAACGCAGAGACAGUAUCCAAUGACUAUGCCGGAAAUGGAAACUACUCAAACAAUUACUGCAAAUACAACUAAUUUGAUCAAUAUCAAUAUCAAUAACGGAGGUAAUUUAACUACGAUAGCGACAGGUGAAAAUCACCUACGAGGUAAUGAUUCAACCCCAAAUUUGACGAAUGAGCGUGCGCAUAUUGAAGCAUUGAACGUGACUAAUGAUAUUGGUGACCAUGAGCCAUGUGCGUCAUUGCCUGCUAACUAUUAUGCUAUACCAAUAAGUACGGAGGAGGUGUGUACAAAUCAGUAUUGUAACCUGAAUUAUUCGAGUAAUCCGAACCAUUCGUUAACAAAUAAAUCUGAUGUCAAGGAUGUACAGACUUACACGAGUCAGAAUGAUUCAGCCGCUCCGCGUUUACCGGUACCGCAAGAUCCAUCGGAAAAUGUAACAAAUGGUUGCGACUAUUUAGACAAUCGCAAAAAUCAACAGCUGCCAAUAGUCAACAAUACCGUAAACGUUUCUAAUACUGCCAGUGAAGGAAUAGCAAUUGCUACAAAGCUUCGUACCCCGGGUAAGCAUCUUCACAGAACUAUUCCACGCCAUUUUGGCGCCGUUGAUCCGAUUAUAAAUCCACUGAAGAACAACCGCAGUAAUGUGAUAACAACUCAUGCAAAUACUUCAUGUAUGAACGAUACCGGUUGCAAUCUGGAGCGUGUAGAUUCUACAUUCAAUGCAACGAAACGAAUGUCUUGCCAAUGUUCUGUUCAACAUUUGCCCAUUUCAUAUUUAAAUGGGCAUUCCGUACUGAACCAACCAAAUAGCGAAUCAGCUUCACGAUUAAGCAGUGGUAACAGCAGAGAGACAGUAAUGAAAAAGCAUAGCUCAAGUGAGAUAACAAAGCAUCCCAACUUGCUACACCGCAGUGCACCCACUCAAAUGAAGCCGACACAAGCAGCAAAUGGGCACUGUAGGGGUAAUUUGAAAAAAAGUCAUGACAAGUUCGAAACUGGUGACCGAAGCACACAUUUCAAUACCAUUUAUACCAAAACACAGCGUGUCCAAUCUAAAGAUAAAUGUAUAAGUAAUGUGCCGGACACGGACAACCAUAAUGUUCUGAAAAAACAAAAUUCAUUAUCAAAGAAAAAAGUGUUCUCCCAAAACUCAAUUAAGAAUUUAAAUUCAGCUUUAAGUAACGGGCCUGGAAAAACUGAGCGGAAUUGCAAUUUAUUAAGAUUAGAUACUGAUGUGCGAAUUCCAGCCAUUGUCCAGUCACACUCCUCUAAUGAUGAAAAUAUACAAACAAAAAUAAUGAGCUAUGCAGCGACCAACACAACUAUCGAACAAAAUCCCGAACUCCCACCUAAAAUGUAUAAGCACUACAACAAUCGGUCCACGGAAACUCACCAGAACUCGUACUACAGUAAUUCAAAAACACACGCCAUUUCCAAACCAUCCAAUGAUAAUUCGAAAUUUUCUAUUUCAACCUCUAGCUCUGUUGGUUUGUUGAGAAACGUUGAGAAAACACAGAAAAACUAUUCAAAGUCAUUGCCGAGAAAUGUUAUUUCAGCUAGUCACGGAUAUACGCAAAUCAGUAAAAGCCCAGUACAACCAUAUAGUAUUCCUGAUAAUAGUAUUGCGAAUGUAAACUUCAAUACAUUGCCAAAGAAAACAAAUAAACCGAGUACACGUAGUUCAAAUUUAUUAACGGAAGUAGUUAAUAAAGUACCAUCCGUCAUUAAUAUACCAUCAUCUCUGCUAACUGAAGUGAGCCAAAGACAAACACAGCAAUCAACUAGCAAGCAGUCAAUGAAAAUUAUACCAAAUGAAGGCUACACACGACAUUCUGCUGCUGCUGCUGCGGUCAUCAGUGUUUCGAAGAAUACGGCGAAAAUGGAGAAACCGCUGCCCAUAUUUACAACCUCGAACAAUUGUGCUAAUCCAAAAGAGCAUUUUCUUCCCAACGAUAAUAGUCUUGACGAUGACUAUCUGAGUGAAUGUGAGAAUUGUAAGUCUGCGCAUGGCUCACGCUAUUAUUUAGAAGAAGAUAUCGACGACAUUCCUCAAGAGACAAUGACUUUACAACGAAAAAUGCCAGAAAACGAAGAGGAUCAACAGAAUUACUAUCGUGUCUCAUCAACGCUGCCGACCAAUACAAAUCGAAAGACACCAACUACUAAAAAUAGGGAGACUUGGUUCACAACCAUACCAGCAAGUUCAUCGUCUGAGGAAGAGGAAGCAGCGGAAUAGGAUAGCGCUGAUUGCCUUUCGCGAAACCAUUGUACGAUCUAUCAAUUUGUUUUCAACACCUAAAUACAUCAUUCCUAGUAUGUUUUGUGCUGGCCACUAGUCAAUAAUGUUUUGUUAUUUUAUUCUAACUAUGUCAAGUUAUGUUUAUACAGUACGAUGAAAAAAUUACAGAGAUGAAAUUUAUAUGCAAUUAGGCAAAACGUCAAAAAACUAAA
Messenger RNA from Toxorhynchites rutilus septentrionalis, 3343 nucleotides. RefSeq lists its product as uncharacterized. The record is from RefSeq and is a predicted model, not a curated record. The transcript has 5 exons. Bases 675 to 3128 code for a protein of 817 amino acids. Lineage: Eukaryota; Metazoa; Arthropoda; Insecta; Diptera; Culicidae.